ACCUUCGCGUAUUUGCGUUUGCGUUUGCGUUUGCAUUGACAAUUGGAGAGUGGUCUUGGUCUCUUUCACUUCGUCUUCAAUCCUCAGUAGCAAUCUUCCAGCUUCUUCUCCUCAAUGGCGGCCAUUUCUGCAAGUUCUUCCCUUUCCAUUGGAUGCUUGAGAUCGGCAUGUCCUGAUUCUUCUCCCCCACUCGUAUCCUCGACGCGGGUAUCGUUCCCGGCGAAGUUUUCCUAUCUAUCCGGUAAAUCUUCGAACCGUGGCGAUGAAAUGUGUAGGAGAAUGGAGGGAGUCGUUAGAAGCGUAGACGGGAAGAUCUCUGACCCAUCUUUCUCCGAAGCUUCAUCUGCAACUCCAAAAUCGAAGGUGAGGAAGCACACAAUUUCAGUAUUUGUUGGAGAUGAAAGCGGAAUGAUUAAUAGGAUUGCAGGAGUCUUUGCGAGGAGAGGAUACAAUAUCGAGAGUCUUGCUGUUGGUCUGAACAGAGACAAGGCUCUAUUCACCAUAGUUGUCUGUGGGACUGAAAGGGUACUUCAGCAGGUCAUCGAGCAACUCCAGAAGCUCGUUAAUGUUCUCAAGGUUGAAGAUAUCUCGAGUGAGCCGCAAGUGGAGCGUGAACUGAUGCUUGUAAAAGUUAAUGCACAUCCAGAAUCCAGGCCAGAGAUCAUGUGGCUAGUUGACACAUUCAGAGCAAGAAUUGUAGAUAUUGCGGAACAUGCAUUGACUAUUGAGGUAACUGGAGAUCCUGGAAAAAUGAUUGCUGUAGAAAGAAAUUUGAGAAAGUUUCAGAUCAGAGAGAUUGUCAGGACAGGAAAGAUAGCACUGAGAAGGGAAAAGAUGGGGGCUACUGCUCCAUUUUGGCGAUUUUCAGCAGCAUCCUAUCCAGAUCUCAAGGAGCAAGCACCUGUUAGUGUUCUUAGAGGUAGCAAAAAGGGAGCCAUGGUCCCUCAAAUUGAAACAACAGCAGGGGGAGAUGUUUAUCCCGUUGAGCCAACUUCUGAUCUCAUGGUACAUCGUGUUCUUGACGCUCACUGGGGACUUCUCACGGACGAAGAUACGACUGGACUACGGUCACAUACUUUAUCUUUGCUUGUAAACGAUGCUCCAGGAGUCCUUAAUAUUGUUACUGGUGUUUUCGCUCGAAGAGGAUACAAUAUUCAGAGCUUGGCUGUAGGACAUGCUGAAACCGAGGGAAUUUCACGCAUUACAACAGUUGUUCCUGCAACAGAUGAAUCGGUCAGCAAAUUGGUGCAGCAACUUUAUAAACUCGUAGAUGUGCAUGAGGUCCAUGAUCUUACUCAUUUGCCAUUUGCUGAAAGAGAACUGAUGCUGAUUAAGAUUGCUGUGAACGCUGCUGCAAGAAGAGAUGUCCUGGACAUUGCUAGUAUUUUCAGGGCAAUAGCUGUUGACGUAUCUGAUCAUACUAUUACUUUGCAGCUUACGGGGGAUCUAGACAAGAUGGUUGCACUGCAAAGGUUGUUGGAGCCCUACGGUAUAUGCGAGGUUGCAAGAACCGGGCGUGUCGCAUUGGCUCGUGAAUCAGGAGUGGACUCUAAGUAUCUUCGUGGAUACUCCUUCCCUUUAACAGGUUAAUCCGUUGCAAAAUAAGAUACAGAGGUGUAUCCAUGGAGUGUACUUUGGAAGAUGAAAGAUUAUUACACUUUUUAUGUGCAAACCCAAAUACAGAGCCAGAGAGACUGUAGAUAUGUUUGAGACUUUGUUUAUUUUACAGUUAGCAGAUUUUGUGGCUUCAUUUUGAUUCCUUUCUUACUUUGUCGCUAUUCUUCUUUUUCCCAAUAGUUAUGUUAAAAUGAAUAAUAAAUCACACUUUUGAGUUCUAUAUAAAACAUUUAUAAAAUUAA
This is a messenger RNA of Eutrema salsugineum, 1859 nucleotides long. RefSeq names its product acetolactate synthase small subunit 2, chloroplastic. NCBI's taxonomy places the organism in Eukaryota, Viridiplantae, Streptophyta, Magnoliopsida, Brassicales, Brassicaceae. The transcript is spliced from 12 exons. The coding region runs from base 115 to 1590 and encodes 491 amino acids. Gene Ontology annotation, molecular function: acetolactate synthase activity; acetolactate synthase regulator activity. Gene Ontology annotation, cellular component: cytosol. Gene Ontology annotation, biological process: L-valine biosynthetic process. The record is from RefSeq and is a predicted model, not a curated record.